This is a messenger RNA of Bufo gargarizans (Asiatic toad), 8896 nucleotides long. RefSeq names its product cell adhesion associated, oncogene regulated (gene CDON). The transcript has 20 exons. Gene Ontology annotation, biological process: axon guidance; nervous system development; cell-cell adhesion. Gene Ontology annotation, molecular function: protein binding. Lineage: Eukaryota; Metazoa; Chordata; Amphibia; Anura; Bufonidae. Bases 637 to 4308 code for a protein of 1223 amino acids. Gene Ontology annotation, cellular component: plasma membrane; axon. The record is from RefSeq and is a predicted model, not a curated record.
CGCGGACGCUGCAGGCAGUCAGUGCCUAUUCUUGGGGUAUAGAUCCCAUCACACCUGAGCACCUUUCUGCUGGCAUGAAGAGAGGGCUUCAGAUCCCCCAGACCAGGAGGACCAGAACUGGGACCAGGAGCUCUGUCUGCCAGGGACUUCAUACAAAGGAUUGCUACUUCACAAGUAACUGAGAAGUUCCUGUUCACUGUACAGUCUCUGCGCUGACCUGGUAUCUGGGGUUGGACUUGUCCUAGGGGGAUCCCUUGGCUCGGAUUUAUCCCAAGGAAUUCUCCUCCUUGGGCUUGUCCUGAGAGAAUCCCCUUCUCUGGACUUCGUUUGAGGGGUCUCCUGGUUUCGGCUUGUUCUGAGAGGAUCCCCCUCUGUACUUGGCUUGAGGGGUCUCCUGGUUUUGUCUUGUCCUGAGGGAAUCCUCUUUUCUGGACUUGGCUUGUGGGUUCUCCUGGUUUAGGGUUUUAGCUAAGGUUCUUCUGGCUUGAACUUUCUUCUUGUUUGGAUUUACUAUAAGUGAUGUUCUCUGGGAUUUAUCUCAGAUCCUAUGGGCAAAGAGAGCCGGUGUCAGAGACUGUACUGGCUUCUCCCUGCUCUCCCAGACAUUUGCCCUGUGCAUCGGUGUGACCCGGCGCUAUGCAUCUUGGACUGUGGCAUCUGCUGCUUUGUCUCUCACUUCUGUCCACAAGGGCUGAUUCAGAUGUGACUCUUCGCUUUCUGUCUGAACCCCUUUCCACUGUCCAGAAGCCGGGGAGUGUGGUGACAUUAUUAUGUUCUGCAGAGUCACCACAGCUACACAUUUCAUGGUUAUUUAAUGAAAAGUUGUUGGACAGACGACAAAGCCAGGAUGUGGCCAUUCAGUCUGGGCACCUGACCAUCCCAGCUCUUACUCCCCAGUAUGUUGGACGGUAUCAGUGCAUGAUGAACUCUAGUGCUGGGUCUAUAAUAAGUGCACCCGCAGUCGUGUCUAUGGCAUAUUUGGAAGAUUUUGCAAACUCCUCAAAAGUCACCUUGGUGGCUGAAGAAGGAAGCAGCGUGAUUAUUAACUGCAGCACUCCCCGCAGUGCCCCCCAUGCUGAGAUGCAUUAUAAAGUCAAAGGGAAAUGGCUGGACCGAUCGACUGAUAAGUACCUGAUCUUACCCUCAGGAAAUCUCCAAAUUUUCAGUGUUUCAUUGGAGGACCGCGGACCCUAUAAGUGUGCUGCCUAUAAUCCAAUGACUCACGAGCGAAAGAUAAGCCCCUCGGUCUACAAGCUGUCUAUAAGCGAUCGACCUCAAGAAGAUGCCAGUGUCAUGCAUCCGGUCGUCACUCACAAGUUGUCCGUAUACCUACAUGAUUCUGUGACUCUGGAAUGUGCAGGUGGGGGAGCAAGCGAUUUGAACAUUCAGUGGUAUAAAGAUGGAAACAAUGCUAUGGCAGAUGAUCGGAGGAAACUGUGGUACACCCAUCUAGUGAUUGAGGAUGUGGAAGCCCUGGAUGGGGGUAACUACUCCUGUCAGGUGGGAGCUACAACUUCUGUCAAUUAUACAGUCGCCAUUCUAGAGCGUCCCUCUAUCUAUCAGCCCCCUGAGGACCAGUCUGUGGUGCUAGGCAGCGAUGUCAGCUUUAUUUGUGAGGCACAGGGUAUUCCAUCUCCUAAUAUCACCUGGCUGCACAAUUCCAAGACGGUUUCUCCUUCAUCACGCCUCCGCCCUUUGGGGAGCAAACUUCACAUUGCCAAUGUGAUGGGGGAAGAUUCCGGGAUGUAUCAGUGUAUGGCGGAUAAUGGAGUAGGAGCAGUACAGUCGGCAGCAAGACUCCGGGUACAAUCAGAAUCAGGCUCCAGGCCCACUAUUGUGUUGCCCCCUACAAGUGUGAGCGUUGUGAUUGGAGACUGGGUGACCCUGACCUGCAACGCCACUGGUCACCCCACACCCUUCAUCCGCUGGUUCGACAGCAAUGGCGCAAUUAGUAGUCACCCUUCCCAGAUCCUGCGUCCGAAACCUCGCAAGGCAUCGCAGUCCAGAACUUCAGUCAGUUCCAACCAGGACCCAGCGCAUGUGAUCAUGUCUCAGGCCGGAUCCAGCUCCUUGUAUAUCCCAGCAGUCACAGUACAGCAUGCUGGGAAAUAUGUCUGUGAGGCGUCCAAUCAGUUUGGCUGGACACGAGCAGAAGCCACCUUGACAGUUGUUCCCUAUGAUAUGAGCACGAUACGGUCGGUACUCCCGGUGACACCAGGAGGGUCAAGAUCCGAAGAUGCCAUCCCUACCAGCGCUGUCCCCACAGAAAAGCCUGUUAAUGUUGCCAUGUUACCUGACGCUCCCAUCAUCCUCAGUCCACCACAGGCCACCAAGCCGGACACCUAUUUCUUGGUGUGGCGAUCGGGGCGGGAUGGCGGUCUACCAAUAAAUGCAUACUUUGUGCGCUAUCGAAAGUUGGAUGAUGAUGGAAAUGUGGCGGGAUCUUGGCAUUCCAUACGGGUGCCAGCCAGCGAGAACGAGUUCUCUCUCUCAGAACUGGAACCUUCCAGCCUAUAUGAGGUGCUGAUGGUGGCCAGAAAUGCAGCAGGCGAGGGACAACCAGCUAUGCUGACCUUCCGAACAAGCAAAGAGAAGAGCUCGUCUUCCAAGAACACACAGGCUCCUUCCCCUCCAAUUGGCAGACGUCAUCAAGACAUUCUGCAGGAAAACUUCAACUCCAACUUUGGGCUGGUUCAUGACUCCUUCCGACACAGCAGUGUUCCUGAAGCCCCUGACCGUCCAACCAUCUUUAUUGCAUCUGAGAGCUCUGUAUUUGUGACAUGGAUCCCAAGAGCAAAUGGAGGCUCCCCAAUAACCUCCUUCAAGGUGGAAUAUAAGAAAGCAGGGAGGCCCUGGAUGACGGCUGCAGACAACAUUCACCCAUCUAAGCUGUCUGUGGAGGUCUCCAGCCUAGAGCCAGGAGCGGUGUAUAAAUUCCGGGUAAUUGCCAUUAAUACAUAUGGGGAGAGUCGGCGCAGUACAGUAUCCCGACCUUAUCAAGUACCCGGAUACAUCAGUCGCCUCCCCAACCCCUUGAUCAUUGGCCCUCAUAUUGACCACACGGAGGCAGUGACGGACACACAAAUCAUGCUGAAGUGGACUUACACCCCAGCAAACAACAACAACACCCCCAUCCAAGGAUUCUACAUCUACUACCGCCCCACCGACAGCGACAAUGACAGCGACUACAAGAGGGAGGUCGUGGAAGGUGAGCUGUGGGGUCAGUUGAGGGGCACAAAGCAGCGACACCUGAUAAGUCACCUGCAGCCCGAGACCUCUUAUGAUAUCAAAAUGCAAUGCUUCAAUGAGCGGGGUGCAAGCGACUAUAGCAAUGUCAUGAUGUGUGAGACUAAAGCGCGCAGGAGCCCUGGGGCCUCGGAGUACCCGGUGUUGGAGCUCAGUACACCAGCUGUCGUAAAGCGAGUUGAAAUGGGCAGCUCCAGCUCCUCCAGUACACCGGCACGGAGCGGAGACAUGCUCUAUGUGAUUGUGGGCUGUGUUUUAGGUGGGAUGGUCCUGAUCCUGAUGGUUUUCAUUGCUAUAUGUCUCCUGAAACACCGGCAGCAGAGCCUCCUGCACAAAUUUGAGCCUCCUGGAUACCUCUACCAAGGGUCAGAUCUCAAUGGUCAAAUGAUUGAAUAUACUACCUUACCAGGAACGAGCCUGAUCAACGGAAACAUUCAUGGAGGAUAUAUGGGAAAUGGAACCAUCACCAAUGGCUGCCCCCACAUGCAUCAUAACGUCCAUAAUGGAAUGAACGGCAUCAUAAAUGGAGAACUAUAUCCUAACUGUCUGAAUUCUCUUAAAUCUUGUCCUGACUAUGAGCACUUCCCACACAGUACCUCCAAUGGCGGUGUUAUUUAUUCAUCUGUACCCCAGGUGGACCCAUCAGAGUGUCAAAAAUGCAGAAACUGCUGCAACAAUAACAGGUGUUUUAACAAAAUCAGUGACUCUUACAUCAGCAAUGGCACAGCCAGGGCUCCAUACCAAGAGGUGGCCCAAGAAGGUAAACCACUCAGUUCUGUGUCGGUGCCUAUGAACUUAACAGCUGGAGAACCUGAGUGUACACCAGAAUUAGAGGGAGACCUUAAAGAAGAGGAUGUGCCGACACACCAUGAUGGGGUGCAAGAGAUUAAAGCCAUGUCUCAUGAAGGUGAUGGUUGCUCCAGUACAAAAGAGGAAUGCAUCAGAUCACCAACUCCUCCUGUCCUCCCCAUUGUCCUAAAUAACUGUGAUGAGAACAAAACACGGACGUUAGAAAACUCAACCAACGACCUUCAUCAGCAGCUGCCAAUGCCAGAAGAAUGAACAGAACUAUAUGUACUGUUCUUUUCUCUUAUAAAGACCAGCGUCACGUGACUGUGGACAAGACAACACCUAUUACAAUGUAAAUUGUAGUCGUGGUUUGGGUUGAUCAAGAUGAGUAAAUUACUUGUAUGUACCAAUGCUGUACCACCUGCCAAACGCCGGUCACAGUACAAAUGACAUCCACCUUCUCCAUUCAGUGCAGACAGCCAAGUUGUGGCCAGCAAUAGAGAUGCCUUAAAAGCUCUUGAUACAUAUGCCAGGCCAGUAGGCAUAUACAUACAAUUCUGCUGCACUUUACUCUAGGCAUACAGUAAAAAAAUGUAUACUGCACAGUAUAUAUUUUUUAUGUUUUUCAGUGACGUUUUAUAGGCAACGUAUACCACUGCAUGCCUAUACCGUGGCAUAAGUGAGGAACUACUUCCGAGGUAGACCUCUGCUGGAAAUAGCUAAUUGAACUAAUAUCAUACUUUUUUAAUCCUGCUUCCUAAUCCGUCACAUGACUUUUGGUGCAACCAAUCAUGACGGAUUUAUUUUAAAUCUCGCCGUUAAGAACCCCCCGCCCCCCUUGUUAGUCCUAGGUUGAAUGGUACUAGAAGAUGAGUUUGUAACAUUCUGCAGGUAUCAUGGUGUCGAUACGAUCAUUUCUCAGCCUGUGAAUAUAUUGUAAGACUGUCGUGGCCGAGUAUCGCAGGAUGGCGUAUGAGUCAAUGGCAGAGAGAAGCACUUUAGUUCUUACUCUGUCCGUGUUAUAUAUGAUUAAAUUAUAUAAAGAUAUCUAUUUAAUAUUACUUAUGCACUAAACUGACUGUUCUAAUAACCAGUAGCGACCUAAUCCUGUACAGAUGUGUAUACAGCAUGGAUUAUCCACAUGUGCUCCCGAAGACUUUUUUUGUUUGUAAUUUUUUUAUUUCUGUGUUUUGACAUGGGAAAAAUCAUAAUAUUCAUCACCCAAAAUGCGGCACAAUGAUGGUGGGCUAUGUCAGUAGAGCGAAAAUGAAGAAGUGUUAAAUAUAUGGUUCCAAUCGAACAUAUUCCGUUUUAUAAAUGGUAGUGGCAGCCACUUUGUUGGCCGCGUCUUAUUAGCCUAGAAUGAAGCGUACAACCUAGUCUCGGGAUCAGUGAUUUUGGCAGUGUCUAGGUGGCUGCCUCCACUCUGCAAGUAACAAUCCUAAUAAAGCAGAACUUCACUCAGAUUUUUAAAAAUGUUGGUUUAAUGUCAACUCUUUGUCAACUUCUUUGCUGACACAAGCAAAAGGAUUUCAGUAGCUGAGAUAUAAAGUGUGAUGGUCUUCACGCUGUAAUGCUGUUCAUGUGCUCGCCUGUAACACGAAGGGAACAUGGGGGUCACAGAGGAUUUUCAUGACUAACAAAACAGAACCCUGCUAAACGGGUGCUUCCUGGUGACAACCUUAUUACUCCGUGUUACUGAUAGGCUUAAAGGGAGUUUCCACUCACCCCCCAUUGGUCAGCUGUUUUCAGCAGCCACCAGCACCAGAAACUCAAUAGUGGGGAGAGCCGGAAGCAGAAGGCUUCAUCCACUGGCCUACAGCUCCCAUAAAAGUUUAUUUGUGACUAAUCAGACUGAUCUUACAAGAUUAUGAAAUUAGCCAUUUACACCCACAGAUAUUUUAUUUAGCUAGAACCUUUCUCAUCUGAUCACCCUAAAAUAAAACCUUUGUACUUACUACAAUGGAGUUGCCUUUGACAUGCUGUUUCCAUGCUACAGUCAUUGUGACAUCAGAUUCCUGGCAGAUCAGAACGCUUUCAAUCAGAUUCAGACCAAGUCACCAUUUACACACCAAAUAUGCCCAUGAAAAAAAUGUAGGCGUUUUUGUGAAAAAGGCAUUAGUGUGAAGUCACACGGUGUGGAUUACGUGUGUUCUUCAGCACAGGUUGUUGUGCGAAAAAAAAAAACAGAUCUCGUGUGCAUUUUUCUUUUUUCCUCAGUGCUGAUAUAACUUGCAGCACGUCAAUUGUUUUUCCGCACUUUCUGUUAAGUUGUUUUCUCCAUAGACUUCAAUGGGGUUGUUGACAAACAGAAAAUCCACAGCCACAACAACAAAAAACAUACAAAAAAUGCACCAAAGCUGCUAUAAAUAGUGCAGUUUUGGUGUAUAUUUCAUGUAGAGUUUCUGCACACAAAGCUGAACUGUGUGCAGGUACCCUAAAUUUGUGAAGCACUUUGACCCUAUCGACAGCUCCAUGUAUCUCAGCUACCUGGACCAUUCUGUUUGUCAUGUUGGUCAGAGUAGAACAUUGGCAUUGGCUAUACCUUUAGCUGAAUUUUUAGUGGAGUUGGAUUAUUCCUACAAGCCCUGUUCUGUUGGUAGAAAGUAAAUGACUUUUGAGCAUAUUGUUCCUUUUUUUGGGAAGGCAAGCGAAGACAGGAAGUCGCGUAUACCGUACAUUAUAUGGAUACUUGACCCUGUGCAGCAGCAGUGGCCUCCAGCCUGGACGGGUGCAAUAUGCCCUAAGCAGAUUCUUUCUCACCUAAUUACUAACACACUACCCUGCAGGUCUUCUCUGGACGGCGGACACGGCUAGAUCCCACGCAUUGUCUGCAGUACUCAUCUCUUUGAUCCAAAGCAUACCUAGAAGCCAGUUGCAUUUCCCGCCUACAUCCAGUGCCCAUGUUUGUAAUGAGAGUACCUAAUUUAUGACAUGUACCUAUGUAUAUACCGGUAAUUUUUUUUAUUUUUGCACGUGUUUCCACUAGCGUAUUUCAAUAUAGACUGUAUAGAGUGUUCUCCACAGAAAAUCCUAUUAACCUAGAGGGAAAAAAAACUCCCCUUCCCUAACCCCAAGCCGACUAUUAAGCCACAGCAAUUUUCUUUGUGCAGCUUCUGUGCGGCUGCUUUUAUGUAAUUUAUUAUAAUGACGCUGUUCUAAGUGUCCCGUUUUAUUGUAUUAUUAUUUAUGACAGAAGUAUCUAAUAGUCCGGCUGGCUCGUCAAUGGUUGUUAUAUAUUAAUAGGAGGUCGGCAGCUUGAGAUUUAGGCCGUAGUCAACCAAUGGACUAACAAUUAAAAUUACGUAUCUGAGAUGACGAGACUUCUAGAGAUUGCCCUAGGAUAUAUUAUUACUUUAUGUUUAGGUAUCAUGGAGGCUUGAUAAUACCAUGGUGCGGCUAGCAGUUAUUUCUACAUGCACCAUGCUGCACUUUUACUCUUGUGAUUUUCAGUGCCAUUGAAUUCAUGUAGGACAACAUUUUUAUCCGACUGUAGGUCACUCAAGGUAAAGUCUAACCAGCCCCAGAGAAACUACGUGGUAUUAACUGCAAUCAAUGGGUAGCCACUGAUUUUAAUGGACACCAGUGGUCCUUAGCAGCAAAAAGUGUGUAUUAGGGCUUAUUCACCACAUAUAGUCUAUCAGUGUUUUUUUUUGCCACGAUUUACCAAAAAUUAAAUAAAAAAUGUAUCAUGAUCUGACUACACUGUGUGAAUUAGCCUUUACAUGGCACCAAAUGAAAUUUUCAGGUGCCCAUUGAAAUCCAGCUUUACAGAGGUGCCCUGUGUCACCUAUGUCCACUUAUGAAGUAAUAUAUUAUUUUUUUUUUUUAGCAAAUAAUUGUUGUUCUUUGUAUGAUGAAUGAAAAGUUAUGAAAUUUUCCUAAAUACCUUCCAUAUCGAUUUGUCAAAGUUUUCUGCUUGUUGCCAUUUAAGAGUGCUUUUACUUAUAGGUUUUUUUCUGGAGUUUUCCUGCACCUUUAUGUUUUUAGUGUAUUCAUAUGACCAUAUGUAUUUUGUGGUCCGCAAAACGCAGAUCCACAAAAAAUACAGAUGAUGUCCAUGUUGCAUCCGGUUUUUGUGCAGGGGGUGAAAUCCGCAUCCAUAUCAUACAAGCAGAUUCACAGCCGAAAAAAGUUGGCAGCAUGUGGACCUAUAGUUUACUUCCAGGGGAUGACCACAUGACUGGGACACAUUAUUAUCCCCUUCGAGCAAACCAAAAAAGUUCCUACUGAAUGACACCAAGCAAAGAUAUUGAAAACCUGUUAACUUUUCAUUAUACAAAGAAUAUUUAUUUGCUGAAACGUCAAUCUUUUAAACAGAUUGUAUCCUCUAAUGAGCUGAAGGCUGCAUUGUUCAUGGGUACGGAGUCUGUGCUAGUGAUUCUUUCAUUAUAUCUUAUGCCACUAAGCACAUAUGUAACAGGUCUUCUGGGAAUUGUAGUUCCACAAAUACCAGAGCGACUCUCCGUUGCCGCUGUAUUCUCCAUGUGCCUGUCGUACAGCACUUUCUGGGAUUGUACAAGUUUGUCAUUUGCUGUCAGUCUAUAAAGUGGUGUCCUCCCCAACCCCCCUGUAUGUACAUACUCUAGAAAUCACAUACGUGGAGACCGCUCAGGCGUUAGGACCUCUGCUCAGAACUUGCUGCCUUUUUUUCUUUUCUUUUUUUUCUGCAAAGUAUAAAGUGUUAUUUCUUAUCAUAGAAAAUUACUUUAUUUUCCUAAGAAAAAAACAAAAGCUGUAAUAUUCUUUUCUCAUUUGUACAGAAUUGUAACUGUUGUAGUAUUUUUUUUUUUUUUGCCAGGGUUUUAUCUUUUUGGUUAUAUUGUAAUAUAAUGUUAUUAAAAAAAAACAGAUGCCUAAU